Paramormyrops kingsleyae is the source of this 2742-nucleotide messenger RNA. The record is from RefSeq and is a predicted model, not a curated record. NCBI's taxonomy places the organism in Eukaryota, Metazoa, Chordata, Actinopteri, Osteoglossiformes, Mormyridae.
CUCCCAAUCCAAACAACAGCAUACAACAUAAGCUUGCAAAAUAAAAAUGGCAGUCACUCCCUAUGCACCUGACACACACACAGAGAUCAUACACAGAGAUCAAAGUGUCAAAGUCCGAGGGCCGCGAGAAGACAUUAACCAAAAACCAGGCGAGAGAUCGAAACCGAAUAGCAAGUAAACCCAAGUGAAAGUACAGACAAGGGCUAAGUGAAAAUCAGAAAUCCAGUAAAACAAAACAAAUCAUUCACAGUAAUAGUAAUAUCCAUCAAAGAAAAGCAAACCAACAACAAUAAUCAAUAGGUGAGCAGAGCUCCCGAGAUGCGAACAGAGAUUUGUGGGCGGAGUCUGCAUGUGGAGGCGGCGCGAACGUCAAAUCGAGAGCUUAUCGCUGUACUUAUCUGGACAGGGAUGUUAAAAGAAGUUAACAUUAGUUUCAAAACAUUUCACAACACAUUUAAGAAAUAUUAAAACACUGUUUUAACCCAUUCACUAAAUUUGAAGAGUUAAAUUGCUCGCCCGGAGAAACUAAAGUGCUGACUUACUAUUAACAAUAACUUAGAUGGACCGAAUAACGGCUCUGACCGUAACGUAUCUGACCUAAAGCCGGUCUGCUCACUCACAGGUGGAUUUGGCCCGGAAUCAUCACAGAGCAGAUCUUGCCAAUUAACCCAGCUUCUUGUCUUUAGACUACAGCAAGAAACACAACACAAGGGCCGUUGUGGACAAUGUGAAUUCCACACACAUAGAGACCCGAGGUGGGAUUCACAUCCCCUACCUGUGUGAGAUAACAGUGCUACCCUAAGCCACCACAGCAGCUCUUUAGUGUUAUAUAAUAUCUGAUAAUAGAAUGUUUAUGUAAUUCACCUUCAUGUUGAUCAUAUGUCAUUUGAUUGGUUAGAUUUAGACAUGUAUAGAAUUUUGUAUUUUGUUGAAAGCGGUCUGUUUAUAUUUAAAUUUCCCUUUUCAGUAGCAACUAUGUCAGUUGCAUUCAGCAGUGAUGGUGCUCAGACCAUCCAGAAAAGCCUCGCUGUCGACGUGGUGGUCAGGGAGACCAAGGCAAAGAGCCUUGAAGAAAGCUAUCAGAUUAAGGAGACCUGUGAUUUCAUCCGGGAGAACAAUUUCCAUAAAGUAGCACUGCAGUUCCCAGACAAUUUGUUAGUGGAUUCCAUUAAAAUAGCAUCCAGACUUCAGGAAACUACUGGUGCAAAGCUAUAUAUUCUUGGAGACACUUCCUAUGGCAGCUGCUGUGUGGACGAGGUUGCCGCAGAGCAUGCUGGGGCUCAGUGCAUUGUGCAUUACGGACGGGCCUGUCUCAGUCCGUCGCGAAGGCUGCCCCUCAUGUAUGUGUUUGGAAAGAGGCCCAUUGACCUAUCCAAAUGUGCCACCGCUUUCCAAGAGCUUUACCCUGACCAUCAAAGCCACGUGGUUGUCCUCUAUGAUGUCGUCUAUUCUCACAUCAUAGAUGAUCUUUUGAAGCUCCUGCAGCCUGAAUAUGUAAAUGUGAUCACUUCAGUCCUAAAUGUGGAUGGUGUGGUCUGCAAAAGUUAUGGACAGAUACUUCAACAAGCCAAAGACACUGGACACACCGAAGCUGAAUUAGCCCUAUACGGUGACAGGCUUGUUCAUAAAUAUGGCCGACAGUUUAUCCUAAAGGAAGGAUGCAGUAUUGAGGACUACAGCAUUUUUUAUGUGGGGCAAGAGGGUGUCACCCUAACAAACUUUAUGAUGACCUGGAACAAGUGCUCUUUCUGCUCAUUUGACCCCGAGACAAUGGUAGGGAGGUUUGAGACAAUCAACAUUAACAGGGCUUUGAUGAAGCGAUACUACCUGAUUGAAAAAGCAAAGGACGCCAGCAUUGUAGGCAUUCUGGUUGGCACGCUUGGUGUGGCUAACUACCUAAGUAUUAUUGACCAGCUGAAAAAAAUAAUUCACAAAGCUGGUAAGAAGAGCUACCUGUUUGCCAUGGGCAAACUGAAUGUUGCUAAGCUGGCAAACUUCCUGGAGAUUGACAUAUUUGUGCUAGUUGCUUGCCCAGAGAACUCCUUGUUGGAUUCCAGCGAAUUCUAUCGCCCAGUGGUGACACCCUUCGAAAUGGAGAUUGCCUGCAACAACCAGAGAGAGUGGACAGGGGAUUACAUAAUCGACUUUCAGGAUCUGUUGCCUGGGGCUUGCAGUCAUAUAGAUUGCAGUGAUUCCAAUGAAGACGACGGUGAGACAACUGAUGUGUCGCUCAUCACUGGAGCUCUACGAUCUUCUGGCUUCUCCUCCCUGGAGCCAAAGGACGCUGUGCCUGGAUCAGCUGUGGUACAGAAGAACCAAACCCUGAUGCUGGCACAUGCUAACACAGCAGCCUCGUUCUUAUCUGGCCGGAGUUGGCAGGGGCUGGAUCAGAAACUGGGAGAAACGCCAGUGGUGAAGGCAGUGGAGGGAAGGAGAGGAAUCGCCAUUGCCUAUGAAGAGGAGGGCAGCAGAUACGCAUCGUCUUAGGGGGGGGGAAAGCGCAUUUAUGUUUGGGGUCCAUUUGUCAUUAAACCCAGAAUCAAUAUCCCCAAAGAUCAGAAAGCGAACUGAUUGAUGAUAUUUAACUUCACUGUCUGAGCCUAUGACAAAUGAAAUGACAAUAGACUCAGCCCUGCUAAACAAAGUUUACUGUAUUUUAUAUUUUAUCUAUAUUUUAUAUAUAUAUAUAUAUUGGAUUGUACAUCAAAAUAAAUUAAACAGCUGAAUUCAGCACUAUCAUCA